UUAAUGUUUGUGGAAUAUCAAGAGCUUGAGGCCAUAGACAAUAUUUCCACAGUGAUGCAAUUUGUGCUCAUAGGAUUUUCUGAUCUUCCCAACCUCCAAGGGUCUUUAUUUACAGUGUUUUCUGUAGUUUAUUUAAUUAUCCUGAUGGGUAAUUUCCUUAUAAUAGUAAUAAUCAGUAUGGAGCAAGCAUUACAGAAACCUAUGUAUUUUUUUCUGGCAAACUUUUCCUCUCUGGAAAUCUGUUAUGUAUCAGUUACUGUCCCAAGGAUUCUCUUCAACAUUGAAACACAGGACAGACACAUUUCCUUGAUGUCCUGUGCCACACAAAUGUGCUUCUUCCUUAUUUUUGGAACUACUGAAAGUUUGCUUCUGGCUGUUAUGUCUUAUGACCGCUAUAUCGCCAUCUGCCACCCUCUGCUCUAUCCUAUGGUCAUGAAUCCAUCGAAAUGCACACAACUGGCAGCAGGCUCCUGGCUUGGAGGUAUCCCAAUCCAGGUUGGACAAACCUGUCAGAUAUUCUCUAUGAAGUUUUGUAAUUCUUACAAAAUCAACCACUUCUUCUGUGACAUACCACCAAUUCUCAAGCUGGCUUGUGGGGACACUACAAUGCAUGAACUGUCUGUCUAUGUGGUUGUUAUGGUGGUCGCUGCUUUCCCCUUUAUUCUGGUCCUUACAUCCUACAGCAAAAUCAUUGCCACCAUCCUGAGGUUGCCAACAGCCAAAGGGCGGGCCAAAGCCUUCUCCACAUGUUCUUCGCACCUGCUGGUGGUGGUGUUGUUUUAUGGAUCUGCUACAGUUACCUAUUUGAGACCAAAGUCCAUGCAUUCUCCUGGAACUGACAAACUGCUCUCUCUGUUCUACACUAUUGUGACUCCUAUGUUCAAUCCACUGAUAUACAGCCUGAGGAACAAGGAGGUGAUUUCAGCUCUUAGGAAAUUAUUUUUUAAAGCAUAUUACUAA
Rattus norvegicus (Norway rat) is the source of this 960-nucleotide messenger RNA. RefSeq names its product olfactory receptor family 12 subfamily E member 14 (gene Or12e14). The coding region runs from base 4 to 960 and encodes 318 amino acids. The transcript is spliced from 2 exons. Gene Ontology annotation, molecular function: G protein-coupled receptor activity; olfactory receptor activity. The record is from RefSeq and is a predicted model, not a curated record. Gene Ontology annotation, cellular component: membrane; plasma membrane. Gene Ontology annotation, biological process: signal transduction; G protein-coupled receptor signaling pathway. Lineage: Eukaryota; Metazoa; Chordata; Mammalia; Rodentia; Muridae.